Volvox carteri f. nagariensis is the source of this 1035-nucleotide messenger RNA. RefSeq lists its product as uncharacterized. The transcript has 9 exons. Lineage: Eukaryota; Viridiplantae; Chlorophyta; Chlorophyceae; Chlamydomonadales; Volvocaceae. The record is from RefSeq and is a predicted model, not a curated record. The coding region runs from base 1 to 1035 and encodes 344 amino acids.
AUGAUGGACUGGACUGGUGCUCGGACAGGGGCCUGUGGGUCGUUGUUGCUGCUGGCGGUUUCGGAGCUUACCGCCGGAGCUGAUGCCAACUCGCUCCAUGCCCUGCCCCUCCCGGGCGGCAUCGGGUCCCGCCGCACGCUGUUGCAGGCCGACACGACGGUGCCGCCGCCGGAAACGGCAAAGCCGGCGGCGGUUCCCCCAGCAUUGGCGAAGACGGCGGCGGUCCCCCCAGCAACGGCGAAGACGGCGGCGGUCCCCCCAGCAACGGCGAAACCGGCGGUGGUGCCGCCGGAAACGGCGAAGCCGGCGGUGGUGCUCCCACCUGCUGCUGCUGCUAAGCCAGCGCCUGGGGCAGCCGUAGCGGCGACGCCUGCUGCGGCAAACCCUGCGGCUCUGAGGGCGGCCCCGGUACCGGCUGGAGAGCCCAACGCGACUGACAUUGUCGAGGAGGCCGUCAACAAGACCGUUGUCGUUCCGCCUGUGCCGGUCAGCACCAUCUUCGCGCCAACCGAUGCGGCCUUCGAGGAACUCGCCACCGCCCUCAAUCUGACCACCCCGCUGGACCUCUUCAACACAACUUUCAACGAAACAAUUGCCAACAUCACAGCGCUGCAUGUCGUUCCAGGUCUGGAAGUCACCUCUGCCAACCUAACGGUCACUCCCACGAUAACGGUACCCUCGCUACUGGGCUACAACAUCACCGUCACCCGGGAGCCUACCGGCAACAUCACCGUCACUAUUCCCGGCAGUGAUGUAGUGGCGACGGUAUUGACCCCGGACGUCCCGUAUAACAACGUGAUAAUGAAGGCGGGGCCAGCUGCCAAGAUCUCCGCCCUCGCUAUGGGGCGCGUUGGUGGUGGCGCAGCCGCCUGCAGGAACAGCUGGGAGCCUCAGCCAGCGAGUGGCGGAACCGUUUCCCGCGCUUUUGGUGAGUGGCUGUACGACUUCAGCAUCGAGUACUUCGGCACACCGCGGAUGCAAGACAUCGUAAGGGCGAAUCCAAAGGUCACCGUGUUGAUGCCCUCAGACAAGUAA